This is a messenger RNA of Racocetra persica, 1308 nucleotides long. Lineage: Eukaryota; Fungi; Glomeromycota; Glomeromycetes; Diversisporales; Gigasporaceae. The record is from the annotation of a GenBank genome assembly.
AUGGGUAACCAACAUUCUGAACAGAGAAAUAAUGAUUCAUCAAAAGAAAAAUCAGGUUUAUCACCUAUUCCAGGUGUAGUCAUGAAGUGGGGAACUUGUGCAGAAUGUAAAAAACCAAACACUGGAUGGAACUGGUGCCAACAAUGUAAUUCUAAACAUUUCCAACGAUGUUUUCAAUAUUGGACUAGUAAUAAUGAAAUAAUAGAUGAAUUCAUAAGAGAUACACAAAUGUUAGCAACAACUCAUUCAUACGUAUUUGAAUGGAUACCCUAUAAAAAAUUUUAUAAGAUAGAAUAUAUUACACGUGGAGGAUUUGGUAAGGUUUAUUCAGCAACCUGGUUGGAUGGCAGAAUUAUGAGUUGGGAUUCAGAUGUUCGAUUGUGGAAACAAUAUAAAUAUAAGCAAAAGGUGGCAUUGAAAACUAUUUAUAAUGGGAUGACAAUAACGCGAGAAUUUUUAGCGGAGAUCAAAUCACAUGCAGAACAUGAUGAUCCAAGUUAUAUUGCUAAUUGGUUUGGAAUCUCACAGGAUCCGUUGAGUAAAGAAUAUAUAAUGGUCAUGAAAUAUUAUGAACAUGGAAGUAUUCGUGACUAUUUACGAAAUAAUCAUAUAAAUUGGUUACAGAAGAUGAAGUUUAUACGGCAACUAUCGUUUGCUCUUUCCACAAUUCACGGAUGUGACUUUUGUCAUCGAAACCUUCAUACCGGAAACAUAUUAGUUGAUCAUUUUCCAUUUGCCAGGAUCAGUGAUUUGGGACAAGGCCAUUUAAUCGACACUCGUGAAGAAUCUGGUUCUAAAAAAAACUUUAUAUUUGGUGUAUUGCCUUACAUUGCACCAGAAGUGUUAAGAGGAUAUGUAAAAUACUCAAAAUCAGCUGACAUUUACUCUUUUGGUGUGAUAAUUUGUGAAAUAUUUUCAGAACAACCUCCAUUUAACGAUAUUGCUCAUGACUUUCAGCUUGCAAUGGGUAUUUGUAAAGGUGAUCGGCCACAAAUCAAACAAGAUGUUCCAUCACCUAUUGCUGAAUUGAUUAAAUUAUGUUGGGAUGGCGAGUACUAUAAACGCCCAACAGCAAAGCAACUGGUUGAAAUUCUUGAGAAUGCAUUAGAAAAUGAUUGGAAGAUACCACCGGAGCUUAUGGGUGAUGAUAAAAAGAUUGCUAAUGAAAUCAAAAUGUUCUUGAAAUCUCACGGGAAGGAAACAUUAUCUGAUUUUAAAAUAUAUAUAAAAGAUCAAAAUAAUAAUCAUCCGGAAGCUAUUUAUAAAAGUCGAGAAUUGGACUUUCCUGAACUAUCAGAUUCAUAUGAG